AUGAUACAGACUCCUGCAUUUAGCCAGUCAGGUAGAAUGGAAGGAUCUGUAAAUGGUAUCCACCUGGUCAGAAGUGGUGAAAACCAGUUAUUGCUAGUACAGAUUCAGCCAUGGUGUGAACAGGACCCGAAAAUUCUUGCUCUAGCUAGUUUCUAUGAGGAUGGGGGUGAUGAAGACAUUGUGACGCUUCCUCCGCCAACUGCCAGCUCUGUGUCCAGAGGCACUGCACCCAGCGACCACCGGGUGACAUCAUUCAGAGACCUUGUUCAUGCUCAAGAAGAAGAUGAUGAAGAGGAAGAGGGACAACGGUUUUAUGCUGGGGGCUCGGAGAGAAGUGGGCAGCAGAUCGUUGGCCCUCCAAGGAAGAAAAGCCCCAAUGAGCUGGUGGAGGAUCUGUUCAAAGGCGCUAAGGAGCACGGAGCGGUGGCUGUCGAUCGGCCGGCUAAGAGCCCCGGCGAGAGCAGCAGAGCAAAACCAUUUGCAGGGGGAGGGUACCGCCUUGGAGCUGCUCCGGAGGAGGAGUCGGCCUAUGUGUCAGGAGAGAGGAGGCAGCAUUCUGCUCAGGAUGUACAUAUUGUACUGAAGCUGUGGAAGAGUGGAUUCAGCCUGGACAACGGGGAGCUGAGGAGCUACCAAGACCCAUCCAAUGCCCAGUUUCUGGAGUCUAUCCGCAGAGGGGAAGUCCCAGGCGAGCUCCGCAGGUUAGCACGUGGUGGACAAGUGAACUUGGAUAUGGAGGACCACCGUGACGAGGAUUUUGUGAAAUCCAAAGGUGCCUUCAGGGCUUUCACUGGAGAGGGGCAGAAACUGGGCAGCACUGCCCCCCAGGUGAUGGGCACCAGCUCUCCAGCACAGCAAGCAGAGAACGAAGCCAAAGCCAGUUCUUCUAUCACCAUUGAUGAGUCGGAGCCCACCACCAACAUCCAAAUCCGGCUCGCUGAUGGCGGGCGAUUGGUCCAGAAAUUUAACCACAGCCACAGCAUCCGUGACAUCCGGCUCUUCAUAGUAGAUGCCCGGCCAGCGAUGGCUGCUACCAGCUUUGUCCUCAUGACCACCUUCCCGAAUAAAGAGCUGUCUGACGAGGACCAAACCCUGAAGGAAGCCAACCUGCUCAAUGCUGUCAUCGUCCAGCGAUUAAUAUAAUGGAACCCAUCUCUCUUCACACGUCUACCUGCUGCGCGCAUGUGUCGUUCCGUCCUGUACGCGCACCUGCGCCAUGCAGCACAGUGUCACAUCUACCUGUAGCUCUGGGUUCUUAGAUCUUGGUUGGACUUUUUUCUCAUUAGUUGCAUUUCCCAUGUUUUUGUGAUGAUCAGUGGACUUUAAAAUGAAUAAACAAAACAAACCCGU
Molecule: messenger RNA, 1350 nt
Organism: Emys orbicularis (European pond turtle)
Lineage: Eukaryota; Metazoa; Chordata; Testudines; Emydidae
Gene: NSFL1C
Product: NSFL1 cofactor
Exons: 9
Coding region: 1-1143 (380 amino acids)
Biological process (GO): Golgi organization; membrane fusion; proteasome-mediated ubiquitin-dependent protein catabolic process
Cellular component (GO): cytosol; nucleus
Molecular function (GO): ubiquitin binding
Source: RefSeq, a predicted model, not a curated record